AAGUAGCGGCAGGAAUCCAAAAUACUGAGCGUUUGUCGAUUUAAUAAUUUUGUCUUCAAUUUUCAACUAAAGAGUUUUUGUAAAUAUUUUUUCUACAAAUGUUUAUUUAGUGUUAGGAUCUAAAGUUUUUGGUGGUAUUGAUGAACCGGGGUCAAUAAUUUAAUUCCAAUAAAAUAACAUUACGUUAUGAAAAGAUUAAUGUUAACGUUUUUAGGUUAGAGUUUGUGCACAGUGUUUUCUGAAGGUACACUGACACGAAAAGUGUUUAAACAUGACUAAUUUUAGGGGUUAACGUAAUGGACAAGAAUAUGGUUGAGUAAAUACUUUCACACAAAUUUUUGUAUAAAAUGUCUAGAAUAAUAAACUAUUUGCGAGAUCCUCGCUUAGUUCUUGCCGUUCAGCGUUACUUCGGAAUAACAGGUAAAAAUUCUACGAAAAAGGACGACGAUUGUGUUUCUAACUCUUUAGGACAUGGUGAUUCAAAAAAUUCAACAAAAACAAUUGAAAAUGGCAGUGUUCGUUCAACGAAAAAACAGAAACCAGAUUCAAACAGCCCCAGCGAUGAGGGUGACUACAUAAUUACCAAUUUGUUUUGGUAUUAUCUGUUUGUCUUUGGAACAGAAUUAGGAGACGAAAUAUUCUAUGCUACAUUCAUACCUUUUUGGUUUUGGAAUGUUGAUGGUGCGGUGGGGAGGCGUGUAGUUAUGGUGUGGACAAUUAUUAUGUAUAUAGGACAAGGAAUCAAAGACAUAGUAUGCUGGCCGCGCCCUGCCAGUCCUCCAGUUCACAGGUUACAGAAAAAGUGGGUUCAGGAAUAUGGCAUGCCUUCAACCCAUGCCAUGGUUGGAAUCUCCAUACCAUUUUCAGUGGUCCUCUACACAAUGAAUCGUUAUCAGUAUCCACUGCAUUGGGGCCUUGUGAUAGCCGUUCUAUGGUGCUCAGUUAUGUGUAUGAGUCGCAUCUAUUUGGGCAUGCACUCUGUUCUGGACAUAAUAGCAGGCCUAGUGCUAGCUCUAGUGUUGAUGGUGGCGCUGGUGCCGGCUAUUGACAGCCUGGAUCGCAGCCUGGUCACCAGCCAUUGGUCUCCGCCAGCUAUGCUGCUAGUCAGCACACUGCUCAUUGCCGUCUACCCCCAAGGUAGCAAGGACCAAUGGACACCUACCAAGGGUGACACAACAGUGGUGGUGAGCGUGUGCGUUGGAGUGAUGCUGGGUUCGUGGACCAACUACCAGUUGGGGCAGAUGAGUGAACCCCAAACCCCGCCCCCCUAUGAAGUCAUCUGGCCCUCCUACGAGAUGAUUGGUGUGGGUGCCCUGAGAACCAGCCUGGGUCUGUGCGGAGUGGUGGCGACUCGAGCCAUCUGCAAAUCGGUGUCCUAUGCGCUCACCCAGUCAAUUUUCCGCUGGAAAAACGUCGACUCAUCCGAUGUAUCAUCAGACACAUACGCGCAAGCUGUCACCAUUGAACGCACUCUAGACAUCUACUACAAGUACCUCACUUACGGCCUCAUAGGAUUCAACAUUGUUUUCCUGCUGCCUGCCGCCUUCCGAGUACUUAGUAUAGAGAGGCCAACUUUUUAUACGGAAUUAUAAAAAAUAUUCAACCAGUUCUGUGACCUACUUCAUAAGUAUGUUUAGAAGUCGUAUUCGGAAUUAUAAAAAAUAUUCAUCCAGUUCUGUGACCUACUUCAUAUGUUUAGAAGUGUAUAUCACUGUGGAAAAAACAUAUUUUUAAAUUUUAAAUAAGAAUUAGAAUAGAUUUCACAUCAUCUACAAGUUUACAGUAGAGAUGGAUUGUGUUGAUCGUUUGUGCAUUCUUAAUCAGAUCAAUCAGUUUCAUUGUAUUUCAAUAAAACUCCGAAUGUCCCCAAACUAAAUGAAUGAAAGAUUUUAAAUGGAUUAAAUCCCGUAUUUUAACACUUAUCAUGCAGCGUCCCGAUUAUGGAUGAUAACGGCUUAGAAUGGUGCAUGCCACACAUGUGCGUCAUGUGACCUGUCCCACCACCACCCCUCCACCCAUCUGAAAUAUCGGUAGGUGAGAAGGUUCGGAACGCUGUAUGACAGGUGUGUCAAGGGCUUUAUUCAUUAGGAAGAACAAAUUAUGGCUUGGGGUGACAAUCCAUGUCAAUGGUUAACUGUGGUAACGCAGUUUCAAUGUGAAACUGUGCUUUCACACACUUCAAUAAUUUAGGGGAGCAAUUUUCGAUUGGGAUCCAUUGGAAGAUACCUGCAAACUGAGCAAUCCUAAAAUAGAGAACUGCAGUCUCUAUCACCUAGUAAAUCAGAUAGCAAUCUCUC
This is a messenger RNA of Nilaparvata lugens (brown planthopper), 2297 nucleotides long. Its product is annotated as sphingosine-1-phosphate phosphatase 2. Lineage: Eukaryota; Metazoa; Arthropoda; Insecta; Hemiptera; Delphacidae. Gene Ontology annotation, biological process: phospholipid dephosphorylation; sphingosine metabolic process. The record is from RefSeq and is a predicted model, not a curated record. Gene Ontology annotation, molecular function: sphingosine-1-phosphate phosphatase activity. The transcript has 6 exons. The coding region runs from base 348 to 1592 and encodes 414 amino acids. Gene Ontology annotation, cellular component: endoplasmic reticulum membrane.